UUUUAAAGGACCUUUUGCGGGUCCAGGAUGAAAUCAACACUAUUAAGGAUACCUAUGUCACGAAAGGUCAGUUGGAGGAUUUAAGGAAUGAAAUGCAACUAAUGCAACUAUCCUAUAGGAAUGCGUCUCCACCGCAUAUUCCUCUGUCUACUAUUAAUGUAAAAAGGGGUGCUUGGUGUUUACAAGCAGACAGUGGACCGUAUGGUAUGUCACAACAUCUCAACUCAACCCUAAACGAUAAUGCCACCUUCAUGAAACAAAAUGAGCCAAUGCCUAUAAAUCAAAAGGAGGAUAAUCUGCAAUAUAGAACCAUUUUGGAUGAGUCAUCGUCAUCUGCUCCAAAGGAACCUACAUCCAUAUCUAAAUCUAUUAGUACGAGUAAUAUACAGGCCGUCGAGAGUGAUAAGGAAAAUAAAGUGACUCAAAUCGAAACCGGUUCGCUUCGAAUAACGGAAAGUCAGGCGAUCAGAUGUUCUACCUCCGGCGCACAAAACGUCAUGAUUAGCAACAGUGAUGCGAUAAGCAAAGAGUGCUUGCAUGAGAAACAGAGGGAUGAAUGGAAAACAGUUACUUACCGAAAAAAGAAAUCUUCAAACCGAUUUAAUGGACAGGUGGGAACAGCGACUUGUGAUAUCAACAGCAAGUUCAGAGCGGCAGAGAAACAGAUUCCUAUCUUUAUAUCAAAAAUACACCAGGAUACGAAUGAAAAUGACAUAAUAGAUUAUAUAAAAAGAAAAACUAAUGAAAGUGUCACCUUAGAAAAAAUCAUAAUGAAAAAGAAACAAAGUCAUAAGGCUUUUAAAUUUUUUGUAUACGAGAGUAAAUUACCAUUAUUUCUUGAUACUAGCCUGUGGCCUAAAGACAUUGUAUUUAGGCGAUUUGUGCAUUUCAAGCACAGAUAUACGAACAGAGUUGCGACUGAAGGCGGCACAACUACAUAAUUUAAUAUAACAAUGGAACAACGCACAAUUAAGUUAACUAGUUUUAAUUGUAAAAGUGUCAAACGAUCAGUCGACUACGUUAGACAACUUUGUCAAUUCUCCGAUAUAAUUGCUUUGCAGGAAACGUGGCUAUUACCUACUGAAAUUCCAUAUUUAGGCAAUAUUAGCAGCGAUUUCUCGUUUACGGGAACAUCUUCGGUGGACACAUCCUCUGGUAUGCUGAAAGGGCGACCGUACGGCGGAGUGGCACUUCUGUGGCGAAGUAAUCUGUUUCAAUGCGUAUCAGUGUUACAGUGUAGUAAUCCACGCAUAUGUGCGGUUAAAAUAGUAAUUAGUGAUCGGCCGUUUAUAGUUGUCUGUGUGUACAUGCCCACGGAUUGUUCAGACAAUUUACCCGAGUUCACGGAUUGCCUUAGCGCGGUGAGUGCAUUAGUGGAUGAAUGUGAAGUGGAAUCGGUUUAUAUCUUAGGAGACUUUAACGCACAUCCAGGUGAGUUAUUUUUCACGGAACUAAGUACCUAUAGUGAUGAACAGGGCUGGGUGUGCGUUGAUAUAAACAGAUUAGGGCUUUCUUCUGAUACCUACACUUUUAUCAGUGAGGCGCACGGGUCUAGGCGCUGGCUAGACCACUGUAUUGUGACACAAUCGGCUAUACGUUCUGUUCGGAAUGUACAUGUUAAGUGUGACGUGGUCUGGUCUGACCACUUUUCCCUCAUAGUGGAAUGUAAUAUAGGUGUAUUGACACCUAGAAUAACUGCUGCGCCACUAAAUAACACUAAUUACGCAAUAUGGGGGGAGAGAACAAAAGAACAGAUUGCGGCAUACACAAAAGAAUGCGAUAACAGGUUAGGAAAUAUCCAUUUUCCUUCUGAUUUUAUUCAUUGUGGUGAUAAAUGCUGUAGUGACCCAUAUCAUAAAAUAAUCUUAGAUGACAUGUAUAGGGACAUUGUAUCAGCACUCAGCCAGUCUGCUAUAGUUAGUAAGGGAAAUGGGGGACCUAAGAAAAAGAAUAGAAAUCGUAUGGUGGGUUGGAACAGACAUGUGAAAGAUGCUCAUUGGCGGGCGAGGCAGGCAUUUCUUGUGUGGGUGUGUAGUGGCAAACCUGUAGUAGGCACUGAGUACAAUAACAUGUGUGAAAGUCGACGUAUAUUCAAGUCUCGACUGAAAUGGUGCCAAGAUCAUCAAAAUCAAAUACAAAUGGACAUAAUAGCGUCACAACACGCAAAAAAAGAUUUUAAGGCAUUUUGGAAGUCAACUAGCAAGCUAAAUGCUAGGCCUGGCCCGCCGGCGAGCGUUGAAGGGGUAGCGGAUCAUGAGACUAUUGCUAAUAUAUUCAGAGACCACUUUAUUGUGAAACCAAGCAUAACACCGUCACGGGAAAGAGGGGCCUGCGUUGGGGCUAUUGUGGAUAGACAGGCGACAAGGAUAUCAGUCUCAGAGGUAGCCAAAGCCAUUAAAUCCAUGUCUGGUGGUAAGUCACCUGGUCACGAUGGCCUCAGUGUGGAGCAUCUACGGUGUGCUGGUCGUCAUAUCCUGCGUGUACUUGCAAUGUUUUAUUCUCUGUGCGUAUCCCAUUCUUACCUGCCCCUCGACUUAAUAAAAACCGUUGUCAUACCAGUGGUGAAAAAUAAGACAGGAGACCUAACUAGUAAAAAUAACUAUAGACCGAUAUCGCUCGCUACUGUUAUGGCAAAGGUACUGGACGGUGUGCUUAAUGCGCAGUUGAAUAAAAACCUUUUGUUGCAUGACAAUCAGUUCGGGUUCAGGCCCGGGCUGUCAACUGAAAGUGCUAUCCUGUGCCUUAAGCAUACCGCCGCGUAUUAUGUUGACCGGAAUACGCCAGUGUAUGCUUGUUACCUAGAUUUAUCAAAAGCGUUUGAUCUGGUUUCCUACGAUAUACUGUGGAAGAAACUAGAGGGAAUUAACUUAGCUCCCGAUCUGAUAGGUAUAUUUAGAUAUUGGUAUGGAAACCAGAUCAACAACGUGAGAUGGGCAGGUACAUUGUCUGAGACGUAUAGGUUGGAAUGUGGGGUGAGGCAGGGGGGGUUGAGCUCACCAUCACUUUUCAACCUAUAUAUAAAUGAGCUUAUUGUCGCGCUCAGCAGCAUGCAUGCGGGCUGUCACAUAGACGGGGUUAGUAUGAACAACUUGAGCUAUGCCGACGACAUGGUGCUGUUGAGUGCGUCAGUCUGUGGCAUCAGAAGGUUGCUUAAAGUAUGUGAGGAUUAUGCACACACGCACGGACUCAUGUAUAAUGUGAAUAAAAGUCAGUACAUGGUGUUUGGGGUCGAGUCUAAAAUACCAUCUGUAAUACCUACUAUCAAACUAAACACGGUUGCCCUGCAAAGGGUAUACCAGUACAAGUAUCUAGGUCAUUUAGUUACUGCCGACCUCAAGGACGAUGCUGAUAUAGAACGGGAACGUAGGGCCUUAUCGAUCAGAGCUAAUAUGAUUGCACGCAGAUUUGCUCGGUGCUCAAAGGAAAGUAAAGUGACAUUGUUCAGAGCUUUUUGCACGACAUUUUACACCUGCAGUCUGUGGCGAAAGUUCACCUUGAAGUCGUAUAAGGCCCUACAAGUACAAUAUAAUAACGCGUUUAGGGCGCUGAUGGGGCUGCCGCGAUAUUGCAGCGCGUCAGGGAUGUUUGCGGAGGCGCAUGUGGCGUGUUUUAAAGCUACUAUGCGCCUGCGAGCCGCGUCCCUGGUGCGACGCGUCCGCGCCAGCUCCAACAGCGUCCUAGAAAUGAUUGCGGACAAGUUUUGUCCGUAUAUCACAUUUUGCUGCGGACUUCAUACGCCCGGCGGCACUGUGGUAAACACAUUGAGAAAUAGAUGAAGGGUGUCAAUGUGUUUACCACAG
Molecule: messenger RNA, 3800 nt
Organism: Cydia strobilella
Lineage: Eukaryota; Metazoa; Arthropoda; Insecta; Lepidoptera; Tortricidae
Exons: 1
Coding region: 954-3776 (940 amino acids)
Molecular function (GO): catalytic activity
Source: RefSeq, a predicted model, not a curated record